Messenger RNA from Fusarium oxysporum Fo47, 930 nucleotides. RefSeq names its product phytanoyl-CoA dioxygenase family protein. The coding region runs from base 1 to 930 and encodes 309 amino acids. NCBI's taxonomy places the organism in Eukaryota, Fungi, Ascomycota, Sordariomycetes, Hypocreales, Nectriaceae. The record is from RefSeq and is a predicted model, not a curated record. The transcript is spliced from 9 exons.
AUGGCGCCCAGACUCACUACCAUUGACGCCUCUGAGCCCUUGGACAGGAUCUUGGAAGCUAUAGCUCGAGACGGUGGUGUAAUUGUGUCCAACUUCCUCGAACCCGAGCUCUUGAAUGAUUCAAUGCGUGCAAUCGAACCAUUCUUUUCUGGUGGAAAGAUGUAUGACCCCAAGUCCGCGCAGAAGGACCUUGGGGAUGACUUCUUCCCAGAGGGUUCCCAGCGUGCCUAUGGUCUCCUGGCCAAGAUGCCAGAGCAAAUCAUCAAGAUCAUUCGCCUGAAUAUCUGGCAGGGCGUCAUGGCUCGUUUCUUAAACGGAGAGUUCGUGGGCUUCAACGGGGCAAACAAGACAACCAGGAAGAGCGGAUACAUACUGUCUUCAACGGCCGCCAUCCGGCUGGUCCCGGGGGCCGAGAGACAAGCACUACACAGGGACGACGUCAACUACGGCACCGGCAGCUUGCAUGACCCAAAGAACCCCCUUUUCACCCCCAUGGUCGGCUGCUUGAUUGCGGGCUCGAGGGCUACGUACAAGAACGGCGCUACCGCCGUUAUUCCUGGAAGCCACUUGUGGGGUCCUGAUCGCGCCCCUAAAGUCGAGGAAUGCACGUACGCAGAGAUGGAGCCAGGAUCAGCUCUCUUCACGCUCGGCACAACAUAUCAUGGAGGCGGCACGAACCAAUGCCAGAAGACCGACCCAGACGCGGUGCGCACCUUGUUCGCAAUCUUCGGCCAACGAGACUUCUACCGCCAGGACCAGCAGGAGAUUCUGUCCACUCCUAUUGAAACUGCUCGCAGCUUUCCUGAUGACAUCCUCAGGCUGACCGGCUACUAUAAAGCCGUUGGCGGUGUUGGUUUCAUAGGAGACCAUCAGGACCCGGUCGAACUUUUGCAUGUUGACACCAAUGGCGUGGGAAAGUUCAGCAAAUAG